GCCGGAACUGCCGGUCCUGGCGUGCCCUGACUAGCGGCGUUGCGGGUGCUGGUCACGGCUGAGCCGGCUCCGAUGGCGGCGGUGCCGCCGCCGGUCUACGUAUACAGCCCGGAGUACGUGACCCUCUGCGACUCCCUCUGCAAAGUGCCCAAGCGGGCCAGCAUGGUGCAUUCACUGAUUGAAGCGUAUUGCUUGCUUGACCAGAUGAAGAUAGUCAAGCCAAAAGUGGCCUCCAUGGAGGAAAUGGCGAGUUUCCACACAGAUGCUUACCUGCAGCACCUGCAGAAGGUCAGUGAAGAGGGGGAUGAUGACCACCCGGAGUCUGUGGAGUAUGGACUGGGUUAUGACUGUCCAGCCACGGAAGGGAUCUUUGAGUAUGCAGCGGCUGUGGGAGGAGCCACCAUCACUGCAGCCCAGUGCCUGCUGGAUGGCAAGUGCAAAGUAGCAAUUAACUGGCCUGGAGGGUGGCAUCAUGCAAAGAAGGAUGAAGCUUCUGGUUUCUGUUACCUGAAUGACGCUGUCUUAGGGAUCCUGCGACUGCGCCAGAAAUUUGACCGCAUCCUUUAUAUUGAUUUGGAUUUGCAUCAUGGGGAUGGAGUUGAGGAUGCCUUUAGUUUCACCUCGAAGGUCAUGACUGUUUCUCUGCACAAAUUUUCACCAGGAUUUUUCCCAGGCACUGGUGAUGUGACAGAUGUUGGCCUGGGAAAAGGUCGCUAUUACAGCGUGAAUGUGCCCAUUCAAGACGGCAUUCAGGAUGAAAAAUAUUACCAGAUCUGUGAAUCAGUGUUGAAGGAGGUGUAUGCUGCCUUCAACCCUGAUGCAGUUGUGCUGCAGCUGGGGGCGGACACCAUUGCGGGAGACCCCAUGUGCUCUUUCAACAUGACACCUGAGGGAGUAGGGAAGUGCCUCAAGUAUGUCCUGCAGUGGCAGCUAGCAACUCUUAUCCUCGGAGGAGGAGGUUACAACCUUGCCAACACUGCUCGCUGCUGGACGUACUUGACUGGGGUCAUCCUUGGGAGAACACUGUCCUCUGAGAUCCCUGAUCAUGAGUUCUUCACAGAGUAUGGUCCUGAUUACGUGCUGGAGAUCACACCAAGCUGCAGACCAGACCGCAAUGAGCCACAGAGAAUUAAAGAAAUUCUGAACUCUAUCAAAGGUGCGUUGUCCAAGCCAACACUCCUGCUUCAGGCUUACAGGUUUUUUUAGAGAGGGCUUCAGAAGAACUCACUGGAGUCUUUCUCACUGACUGGAAAGAUGAACCACAAUCACUUGGAUGCUCAUUAGUGCACAGUGUCAUUUGCCUCCCACAUCCCUUGGGAUUUUCAGGGUUGGUGGUACAAAGUUAUGGGUCCCUGUAGCAAAAGUUGCUAUUGCCUUUGCUCUGGCUUGGCAGGGAAGCAUGGGGCCUUGUCCUUUCUGGAAUCAUAGAACAGCCCAGGUUCUAAGGAACUUCAAAAGAUCAUCUGGUCCAAACUUUUAGUGGGAAAGGGAGCAUGGACAAGAUUAUCUAGCAAGUCACAUCCUGAAAACUUCUGACAUUGAGGCCGAUACCACACCCCUGGGGAGUUUCCUUGUGAUUGAUUGCUCUCACUGUAAAAAAAAGUACUUAAGGUGAAACCUCUCCUGGUGCAAGUCACACCUGUUGUCCCUUGUCCUCUCCAUGUGCUUCCUUGUGAAGAGAGAACCUCUGUCCUCUGAAGCCUAUAGAGCAGGCUUCAAGUACUAGAUUACUGUAAUGAGGUCCCUCCUAAGCCUUCUGCAGGGAGAGUCUUUCCUCAUUGGGCAGGUUCUCUGGCAUCUGAUCACCUUAGUGGUCCUCCUUUGGACCCUCUCUGCUCUGCCCAUGUCUUUCGUGAUUUGUGGGGAUCAUAAGUGGACACAGUACUCAUCAUUUGUCAGACGGACCUGGAAUGAGAUGAUCCAAUUUUUCUUAGUAAUGCUCCUACACAUGCUGCACAGGAUACAGUUUGCUUCACUGCUGCAGCAGCAGCACACUGCUGGAUCCCAUUCAGCUUGCUGCCUAUCAGGACCCCCACAUCCAUUUUCCCAAAGCUGAUUCCCAGUCACACAAAUCCCAGCCUGAACUGGCUACCUUCUAUCUCACGUGCAGGUCCUUGUUUUUGUCUUUGUUAAACUUAAAACUGUUAUUUUUAGCCCCCCUUCCAGCCUGUCCAGCUCUCUAAGAUAACUCUUCCUUCUGACCUGUUCACCUCAGUUUGGUGCUGUGGUUGUUUUCAACCAAGGUAAUUUACGAUAGUGAGCAAUAUGUAUCCGUCCCUGGGGGACCCCACUUGUGACAGGCUGCAAGACCAUGUAAAAACCAUUGAUCACCACCCACUGUGAGCUUCCUGUGAGCCUUGCUCCUUAUCCCCUUUGCAGACCACCCCUCCAGUCUGCGUCCUUCCAGUUGGUCCAGGAGGAGGCUGUGGGAAAUAGCUUUCUGGAACUGGGGCAGGUCUCCAGCAGGCAGGACUUGAAGCCCAGGACAGGCAGCUGGGUGAGCUCUGCCAGGUCCAGCAUUGAAACUCAUUCAAUGCCCUUGCCCAUCUGUCUUGUCCCUCUCUGCAAGAGGGGCUCGGAGCAGCAUGAUGGGGCUUGGCAGCCCUUUUCUGUCUGUGUGUGUUGCAGUGUGCUGGUGUUAAAAGUAGGGUAGGAAGUCCAAUGGCCAUGGGUGCCUUUGGGUGUCCAUUCCCAAGCAUGGGCCAAUCCUAGGGAAGGGCAUCCCUUCCUUGGGGACAUGUCCAAGAGGGUAGGAGAAACAGCAUCACUCCAGAGCUGGAAGGGAGGGCCGUGUGCUCCUGUCUGUGAAUCCAGCCUGAAAGAAGGACGAAGCAGCAGGGAGUGAGCAUGCUCGUCUCGGAUGCUGGUCCAUGAAUCCUGAAGCAGCAUUCAGCAUAGUGAAAGCAUUGGCAGGGUCCCCUUGUGGUAAUUUCCAAAGCCUGGCUCGAAUGAGGGCAGCAGCCUCUGCAAAGGGAGCGAGGGGUCAGCAGGAACUGAGAUCUGUGCUGAAGCUGGAAUUCCCAUAUCAUGGUGUAGUCCAUCAGAGUGGCACCCCUUGCCAGGUCACUCCAUCAGGCUAAAAUAUCAGUGGAAAUACCCUUUUUUGCUUCCUUUUAUUUGCAGGGAAUCUGAAGCACGUUGUUUAGCAGAAAAGGAAGGCUCGGGCAAGAGCAUUUCCUGUGGGGAAGACAGCAUAUUUAUGUGAACAACUGGUGAAAUUUGUGGCUGGAGGGAAACUUUCGAAGAAAGUACUGUUGGUUGGUUAAUUUUUUUUUUCUCUUUUAAGAAGAAAAGCUGCUGCAUGCCACAAGCACUGUGGCUCUCCCCAGGCAGGAGUGUGGGCCCUUCAGCCACAGCCUUCCAGUGCUGGCAGAGCCUCCCUUGCUUCUUUCCCCUUCCUUUUUUAACACCACAGUUCGUUCUCACAACUGCUUUUAAAUGUAUUUUAAGAGAGGAGCUGCUCAGAGCUGUGAGCCCUCCCCAGCUGGAACCCAGUGUUUUGUUACCUACCUGGCAGGGCCACAACUUCAGAGCUGCCCACUCGGGAAGUAGAGCCUGAGGGCUACCCUGGUUGUGUCUCUUACCCGCAGAAAGGCACAGCCAUUGUGUUUUUAACUGGGAAUUUUUAAAAAAUAAAAUACUUGAAAUACUCUUCCAA
This is a messenger RNA of Haemorhous mexicanus (house finch), 3658 nucleotides long. RefSeq names its product histone deacetylase 8 (gene HDAC8). NCBI's taxonomy places the organism in Eukaryota, Metazoa, Chordata, Aves, Passeriformes, Fringillidae. Gene Ontology annotation, molecular function: histone deacetylase activity. The record is from RefSeq and is a predicted model, not a curated record. Bases 73 to 1206 code for a protein of 377 amino acids. The transcript has 10 exons.